AUGAAGCGGCUCCUUGCUAUCAGCGCCCUCACCAGCGGCGUCCUGAGCAUGACCAACGGUUGCUCGUCUGACCAGACCAAUGUCUUCGACGAGUCCGGCAACGCCUACUGCGAGCCCGCCGUCACUACCAUCAAGUACACUGGCGUCGGCGGCACCGGCCAGUACGACACUGUCAGCAGCAUCGACACGGCCGGAGCCUGCUCCUGGGCCUCGAAGUCCUAUGGCGGCUCGCUUGCGCCCUAUGACGAGGAGAUCGGUAUCAUCUUCCGUGGCCCUCUGAAGUUGCGUCAGUUCGCGGCCUACAGCGCCGACAGCUCCGCCAGCAAGCUGAAGAAGCGCACCGAAGAGCGCAAGGCCGAGAAGGCGAAGCGCUCUGCUCGCCCCAGCCCCCACGAGCGUCGUCAUGGACACGGCCACCAGCACUUCCACGAGCGCCAGAAGGAGAAGCGCGGCGUGGGCGACAUGGUUACGGCCGUCAUUGACGGUCAGCUCGUCUCGUGGAUCAACACUUACGCUGGUCCCACUGCUGCCGCCGACGCGAACGCCGGCGCUGAGGACUCUGGCGCGGUUCUCAGCGUGGACCUCAGCGUUGGUGUCGCUGAGGCUACCUCGACUUCCUCAUCCGUCGCCGCCGCGACUGCUACUUCUUCUGCCUCCAGCGGUGACAAGGAGAGCGUUGACAGCGACGACACCAGCGGCGAAUGGACUCGCAUCUCUUACUACAAUUCGGAGGAGAAGACCAAGGAGGGCCUUACUUUCCUCACCCACCCUGCUUGGCAGAAUGUGCUUGCGUUCGCCGGUACUUCGGGCUCCGAUCAGGCCUCUGAGUCCACUUGCUUUGGCGGCGAGCUCGAAAACGCCGACGAGAUGAUCAUCAUGACUGACUCUCCUUGCUCUGAGGAUAUUGGCACUGAGUGUGCCUACUUCAAGACUGGUGAUGAGGCUUACCACGGUUUCGGUGGCACCAAGAAGGCCUUCUUCUUCGAGUUCCAGAUGCCUGACUCUGGCACCAACUGCUCUGUCAAUGAGAUGGCCAGCAAGUACGUCGCGGAUAACAUGCCCGCCAUCUGGACGCUCAACGCCAAGAUCUUGACCGAUCAGUAUGGCUGCAACUGCCAGGCUACGGGCUGUGGUGAGCUUGACCUCUUCGAGGUCCUCAACCCUGGCAACAAGCGCAUGAAGUCGACCUUCCACGGCAACACUGGCUUCAACGGCGGUGACUCCCACUACAUCGAGCGCCCCUUCGAUACGUACAUGAGCGCCAUUGCCGUCCUGGAUGAUGAUACCCUCGUCAUCAAGGUGCUCGAGGAUGGCACCGAGGCCCCGAAGAGUCUUACCCAGGCCAAGAUCGACGAGUGGACCGGCAAGGACAACGAUAGCGAGCUGGCCAACAUUCUUGGAGAGCUGGCCGUCUUCGUCAUGUCCCUUUAA
Lasiodiplodia theobromae is the source of this 1431-nucleotide messenger RNA. RefSeq names its product Protein tos1. Gene Ontology annotation, cellular component: fungal-type cell wall. The record is from RefSeq and is a predicted model, not a curated record. Bases 1 to 1431 code for a protein of 476 amino acids. The transcript is spliced from 3 exons. Lineage: Eukaryota; Fungi; Ascomycota; Dothideomycetes; Botryosphaeriales; Botryosphaeriaceae.